AUGGAGUCUUUGGAUUUAGAGAAUAGAAAGUCUCAUCUACAAAUUACAAAGUCAAAUCAAGAUGUUUGUGGCAGAAGCUCUUCCUCAGCAUCAGCAUCAGCAUCAGCAUCAGAAUCCAUUUUGGUCCCAGCUUCACCACCACAUUCAUUAUCACCAUCUUCAUCGACCGCAAGCCCAGAGCAAUCAAUUGAUAAAGUAAAGGAACUAGAUGAAUUCAUGGUGGUAUUUGAUGGUACUGAUGAUAAAGAAGAUGCAGCUCGUUUAUCCAGAGCUCACAAAUGGGCCAUAGUCAGCAUCAUUUCGUUUGGGUCAUUGUGCGUCACUUGCAUCUCUUCGCUGUGGUCGCUAGCUUCAUCGCACAUUAUGGAGCACUUUCAUGUUAGCCACGAAGUAAGUGUUUUAGGGAUUUCAUUCUUUAUCUUGGGCUUAGGGACUGGGGGUAUUUUCUUAUCACCGAUAAGCGAGUUCCAUGGCCGUAAAAUGGUAUACAUUUUAGGCUUGUCAGUGAUGAUUGCAUUUGAAUUCCUCACAGCCUUUGUCAACAAUAUAGGAGGCAUGAUUUUUGGAAGAUUCAUGAGUGGGUUUUUUGGUCUGAGCUUUAUGAGUGUGGCGUCUGGUUCAUUUUCUGACCUAUUCAAAGCAAGAAAAUCUGAGGGAAAAGACGCAAACAAGGAGCUUGCAUUGGCUUUAGUCAUGUAUUCUGUUUCUCCCUUUGUUGGCCCCGGUGUUGGCCCUUUGCUCAGUGGUUUUAUUAAUAGCCAUCUCAAUUUCCGAUGGACUUUUUACGUCUUGAUAAUUUGGUCGGGCUUGCUAUUGGCACUUGUAAUCAUAUUUGUUCCAGAAACUUAUGAGCCCGUUAACUUGAAACGCAAGGCCAGGAGAUUGAGGAAAGAGACUGGAGACCAACGAUAUUACGCAGAGAUUGAGAAGAAAACAGUUACUUUAUACGAAAGUAUACUCAUGAGCUCAAAGAGACCAAUUUUGCUCUUGUUUGGCGACAAUAUGACUAUGGUGCUUUGUUUCUACUCUGGCUUCACGCUUGCGAUAGUUUACUUGUUCUUUGUUGCUUUUCCAUACAUUUUCUCCACAGUAUAUCAUUUCGAUUUGGGCAAGCAAGGUCUUUCUUUUUUGGGAUUGAUUAUUGGUAUGCUUUUGACGUGUUUGAUUUCACCAUACUUUAUCGAUAAACUUUAUUUGAAAUUGCUAACCAAAAACAACGGUGUGGCCAAGCCAGAGUUUAGAUUUAUACCUUUAAUGGGAGGUGUAUGUGUUGUUCCUAUUGGUCUCUUCAUAAUAGCGUGGACAUCUUACCCUCACGUACAUUGGAUUGCACCUAUGAUAGGCUCUGCAGUGUAUGGUGCUGGUACAAUUUUGGUAUUUAAUGGAAUUUUUGCUUAUACAGUUGAAACAUAUCGAUUAUAUGCUGCCUCGAGUAUGGCGACUAAUUCUUUUGUGAGGUCUGUUAUGAGUGCAGUAUUCCCUCUUUUUGGACUUCAAAUGUAUGAAGGUAUGGGAAUCCAGUGGGCUACUACAUUACUCGCAUUGGUUGCGUGCUUGUUGAUUCCCAUCCCGUUUCUUUUCUACAAAUAUGGCGAAACGCUAAGAGCUCGAAGUCCUUACGCAUGGAGUGUAGAUGUAUAG
Molecule: messenger RNA, 1641 nt
Organism: Lodderomyces elongisporus
Lineage: Eukaryota; Fungi; Ascomycota; Pichiomycetes; Serinales; Debaryomycetaceae
Exons: 1
Coding region: 1-1641 (546 amino acids)
Biological process (GO): transmembrane transport
Cellular component (GO): plasma membrane
Molecular function (GO): transmembrane transporter activity
Source: RefSeq, a predicted model, not a curated record